This is a messenger RNA of Tuber aestivum (summer truffle), 2754 nucleotides long. The record is from the annotation of a GenBank genome assembly. NCBI's taxonomy places the organism in Eukaryota, Fungi, Ascomycota, Pezizomycetes, Pezizales, Tuberaceae.
ACGCUCGUCGAUGCUACCGGUACUUGACCUACUCCUCCCGCCGAGCCCCGCCUCCGCUGCCUGUCCCGCGUUCUAUUUCCAUGGUUUCCCCACCGUGACUCCUUAACCAUCAUGACUUCUGUUCGAGGUGACCAUGCCCUCCAUCUCCUCCAUUAUCCUCCCAUUUUUCCCUUUACUGCUGAUUUCGCCCAUCAUGCACUCUCCGGUAGCUGACAGAAGUAUGCACCAAAUGAUAGUUCCUGAGCCAUCUAAUUCUUCGUCCCCGUCUCUGCGGUCUUCCUCCCCGGAUAGGCCUGGACUGAGAGGAGCCCGCUCCUUUUCUCGCUUGGAGCCAUCGACCUUGAAUCCUCUCUCGAAAUUACAGACGGAACUCACAAUCCCGGAGGUUUCGGAUGCACCCUCGGCCGCUUCGUCGAUUUCCAAACUUGAGGAAAGCGAGGAUGACGAAGGCCCUCCGCUGCCUUUGCCGGAUGGGUUCAAUGAUCUCCCUAUUGAGCUUCUUAGUCUGACAGAUCGGUAGGUGUUUUCCCCCGCUUUCACGCAUGCUGUAAACUGUGGUACUGAGUCUAGGGGAUGGCUAUUGAGAAAUAUUAGUUUUAUAGACUCCUUAUCUAUGAAAAUCCAUCCGACGCCUUUGGCGGUUGCGCAGCUUACGGAGCUCUUUCAGCAGUUUUACGUUACGGCGUUUCAGCAUGUCGAUACCCACGUCUCGCAUUCUUACCUUUCUUUGGCAUCCAAGAAGCCGCGGACAUCCCCUGCAGCUUCCAAGAAUCCAACCCAGAUGCUCUCUAUCAGCGAGAUUUCUCAGAAGAAAAGGGACCGCAGGCUUUUAGAAGCCAAGCGAUCGGCUCUUGAAGAAGCCGUGGAGAGAAGGAUUACCGAGGGCAUUUACGAUCGUAUCUGGAGACAUCAGAGCACGGAUGAUGAAGCUCGGGACGAAAGUUUGAGGAGUAAGAUGGCAGCUCUGAAUGUGGUCGGUGUCAAACUGGGCCAUUUGGGAGUUGAGUUGGAGGGUGCGGUGGGUGAUAUUGAAGAUGAAUUACGACCAGCGGUGGAAGCUUUGGCUGGAAUGAACAACCUAAAGUUUCCCCUUGGAAAGCUUUUAUCUUUGAAGAAAUCUCAUAAGGCUAUUGUUGGUUCGAUAUCCUGCUUCUAUUUCUAUUGUUUGACUGAAUUUUCGUCUAAUGUGUCUAUCCGUAGAUUGGCUAUCGACCCAUAACUCCUCCUCUUCGGCAGAUUUUAUCCUGCCAACGCUCAUUUAUACCCUGAUCAUUUCACCACCGACUCAGGACUUCAAUAUUAUAUCCGACCUCUUUUUCAUUCAAAGAUUUCGUGCGAAGAAGGCGAUUGACGGGGAGGCUGCCUAUUGUUUGACUAAUCUUGAAGCCGCUAUCUCAUUCCUUGAAACGGUUGAUCUAGCUACCUUGAAGGUUGACGAUGAGAACCCCCCGAAGCAACAAUAUAAUCCCAGUCGGAGCAGAAGUCCGAUGACCUCUCGCUCGCUGACACCUGAUAUGCCUUUCACACCGGUCGGCGAUCCACUGGCUAACUUAUCCGAAAAGCUUGCGAUAGCUCACGUGGCCGCUGCAUCAGCUGCCACUUCGGCACCCCAGAGUACUGCUACAAGAGCAAUCGGGUCUAAUCCCUCUGCUUCCUCCUCAACCGCAUCCUUGCAGCCAUUAGCACCGGGAAGCGCAGCGACGAGGAGGUUGUCCUAUCUUACUCCGAUUGAUCUUGCCACAAGCGCCGCUACAAGUGCCGUGAGCACCGCAGAUCAGGGCAUCAGGGGCAUCGGCAAUACCCUGGAAAGCAGCUACAAGUUUUUGUUUGGCAAGAUGGAAAAGCGGGGAGAGGAGUUGCCGAAAACCUUGGAGGAUGCUAGGAGGCUUGUGGAUUCGCCGGCUACAGGGAAUUUGGAACAGCAGCAAGAGAGGGCACAAGCGACUAUUGCUGCUUCGGAGUUGGGUACGGACGGGGGAACUUCGAUGGGCAACAUGAAGAGGGUUGGAAGUGCUACGAGUAUUAUGAGUAAUCAGAGCGGUAAAAAGGCCGAAGAGAAGGAACAGAGUGCUGGUGGGCUUCGUGGAGCAGCCGCGAUACCCGCGGCGGUGGCUGUGGAUAAACUAGAAACUGUGAUGAAUUUGGGGACUUCGCUCGGGAGAUUUGCUGUGAGGGGGUUUUCACGAAGCUCGACGCCUACAACACCCUCUACGAACACAGAUUCUGCACUUGCUGGUAUGAGAGCGCUGGGUGCUGCGAGCCAGGAGAAUGCGCAUAAAGGGCAUAAGCGUGAUGAUAGCGCUCCGGUUGUAGAUCUGUUGAGCGUAUGUUAAUUUCUUCUUACCUUGUACCAUAGAGUGUUUGCUAAUAGCUGAAACAGACGUUCCCGGAUCUAGCGAACUCCUUAAAGUCACAGCAGUCAAAGGCGGCGGUAAUGAGUCCGCCCCCUGUUGCAAGGUUUUUGGAGGUAGAGGACCCGGGUGACCUGAAAAUCAGCGAGGUAGCGGAGCUAUUGAAGGACUAUCGGAGAUUGGUGGAGGAGUUGAGGGUUAGGGGUGCCGUUGAAUAGCGCUAGACUGGAGAGACCGAAUUCGCGGGCAAGGGUUCGGGUGGGUCUUUUUAUUAUUAUUUGUUAGAUGGAGUUGCAUGGGUUAGCUUUAGGAUUCUUGUACAGAGUAUUGUAGGGUGGAAAAUGUCCUUUACGGGUAUCAUACCCCUUGGAUUUUUUGUUGAUUGGUAAUUACUGUGCUGGAG